CGACAACAACACCUCUGUGAUCGCCACCGACGCUCACUGGCAGCAUUCACCUCCGGACGAAACAGAAGCAAAGUGAAGUGGUUGGGCGAUCGACAUAUCACUGCCAAGCUUUCCUCCAGGGCGGGGAGGCGUCGAUGGUCCAGACGUGACGGCAACAGCUCCCCGAGCCUACUUGCUCACCUCCGCAUCGACGACUACGACCACCGCUGCCCAUCGCUUCGAAUUGACUGAACUCUCACCCCAGCGCACAUCCGACACACACUCGCUCGAGUCCCAUCUGCUAUCACCAACCACCCUACAACGGCGCGCUUNGCGACUUCAGCCUCACCUCCGUUAUACUGCGCCCCUAUGAUCGCCAGUCAAGAUGGUGUCGGAACGCAUAUACGACCUGUGCAGGCCGGUCCUGGACGAUGACGACCUUGGUGAGGAGGAAAAGGUCGAGAAGUUGGAAGAGCUGUUGAGCGGUGCCCCCGCCUCGCUCAAGGGGAAAGCGUUGGAAGACGCUGUGCUGGGAACGCUCUGGCAGUGGAAAAGCAAUACCGAGACUAGCACCUCGCCACCUGUUGUGCGAACGACAAAUGUAGUCCGCUCUAAAUCUCCGGCACCGUGGAUACAGCGAGCUGCUACUCCAGCCUCUGGCAAGAGCUCUCCUCGACCAUCCACAGCAACACCUUCAGUACCGCCCGGAUUUGCGCCGCCAGCACUCGCAAGAACCAAAUCGCAGACGGUCGGAUCGCCAUUCUCAUCGCCCAAACCAUCUCCAAGGUUACCUUUAGCGACUCCAGUCAUCCCUCACAGUCCACGAUUGAGCGCAUACCAGUUCAGCGACAACUCCUCGCCAAACACCGAGAACUAUGGCGAUUAUGGAAGCGACAACGUCGACUGGCUCGUCAAUGAUGACGCGAGUAGUCAGACGAGCUUCGGCGACGCAGGCUUCGCAAACUCAUCCGAAUUCAUGUCCUCUUACGAUACUCAAAUGAGCCCUUACGACAUGUUGCGAUCGAUCCUACAGGAUAACAAAACUGACGAAGAGCUGGAGCAAAUUCUCGUCGCAAAUGGAUACGACUUGAGUGAGACCAUCAACUCACUCAUGGAGGCCCAAGGCAUGGGAACAAGUGCGAUGGCUACGGCAGUGCAGGAACAGCAGAACCGAACAUACCUCGUAGGAAAAGACAUGUCACUCAGCUCGCGGCCUGUGACUCCACCGGGGCAGCAAAAGUCUUCCACAGUCUGCAGGUACUGGCUGGCAAGUGGUAAUUGCGCUCGCGCAGAUUGUCGCUUUGCACAUGAGGUACAGAAUCAUCUAUGCAAGUACUGGCUGGCCGGAAACUGCAUCGCAGGGCAGUCUUGCCUCUUCUCUCACGACCCAUCCCUGCUCAUGCAGCAGAUGAGCCUAAUAUCCGGCGCGAGCACGCCUCAACAAUUUGCGCCCAACUUCCAGCUCCAGGACUUCGACAGUUUCCCUGCGUUGCAGCCCACGACUAGUAAUCCUUACGAAGACAAUCAGAGUGUAGACCCGAACACUUUGAACGCAGCCCUGCUCCAGCAACAGCAGACUCUUGCACAACAGGCGCCUGGCCUGUUUCCCAAUUUCGUCCCAACGGGUCCACGACAGAGCCGCCCCGGCUCACGUCACAGCCAGCGCAGUCAUAGCAAUCGUACUGGAACUCCGGGCGCGCAGCCAAACUUUCAAGAUGAUGAAGCUUUCCCCACACUCGGCUCUGCCGCUAGCAAGCCGGUCGGGAAGCGGCAUCACGGAAAACGUGGCGGACAUGGACAUCACAAUCACGGACAGCCUGUCCAGCAGCCAGGUAGUCUUGCAGAUGUGGUUCGAAUGUCUCCUUCACCGAGCCCUCUCAACGCUCGUGACGCGAUGCGCCGCGGAUUGAAGAAUAAUCGAUCGUUCACCGCGACCCGAGAGAACUCGGCUGCGGCCAUGGCAAUUCCGGCGCCGAAAGAAAUUCCUUGGCUUGAGACUGGUGAUAAGAUCAAUCAGGCAUACAUGAAAGCUCGACAGGAAGCCUUCAAGCACGGCGGGUUAAGAAAUAAAUUCUUACAAUCUGCCGCGCAAGCAUGGAAUAGGAACGAUGCUCGUGGCGCCAAGGCACUCUCACUCCGAGGGCAGAACGAGAAUCAGCUCAUGAGGGAGAAACACCGAGAGGCUGCAAAGGCGCUGUACGAGGAGCGAAACAAAGGCUUAGCAGCUGGGAAAGAGCUGUAUGUUGAUCUUCACGGGCUGCAUCCAGAAGAAGCUGUGCAGUACUUGAGCGAUUGUCUCAAGGAACAAGGAAAGAGCACACGACCCGUAUACGCGAUCUGCGGAACUGGACACCACAGCAAAAACGGUAAAGAUAAAGUUGGCAAAGCCAUCAGAGCUUUCCUGAACGAAUGGCGGUAUGCUUUCCGCGAGUUCAGUGUGCCUGGCGAUCGAAACAAUGUUGGCGGCAUUCUAGGUAUUGAUCCUACAAGCUUUGACAAAGAGGCCCCGAAAAGGAGUCCGCUGAGCUUGGCGGGUGAUGGAGACAGUGGGGUCGGGUUGGAUGAGGCUAAGAGGGAGAGCACGAAAGUGCAGAUAGUCACGGAGGACCCGAGAAAGGUUUCUGCUGCGACGAGUGCACUGAGGAAAGUUGAAACUAGCGAUGAAGAUGGUAGCUAGAGAUAGUACGCUCCUGAGAUAUGGAGAUGCUGAUAGUGAAGAAGAAACUACCUUCAAAGAUUACCCAG
Cercospora beticola is the source of this 2724-nucleotide messenger RNA. RefSeq lists its product as uncharacterized. The record is from RefSeq and is a predicted model, not a curated record. Gene Ontology annotation, cellular component: nucleus. Gene Ontology annotation, biological process: negative regulation of DNA-templated transcription. Lineage: Eukaryota; Fungi; Ascomycota; Dothideomycetes; Mycosphaerellales; Mycosphaerellaceae. Gene Ontology annotation, molecular function: metal ion binding; RNA binding.